AUGUCGACUCUUAUUCGCCAACCAUUCGCUCCCCUUGAUGGAGCCCGUCUCCAGACCCUGACCAGCAUCAAGAACCGACAGAAUGCUGCUUCCUCUCCUUCAGCCAAGAGAAAGGCGGCGGAUUUGAAUGAGGACGACUUUGAAAACGUCGACCCGUCCAUUUUCGCCAAGAGGUCCAAGGGUGCUGGCGACAGCUUCUUCUCCAAGGAGGUCCUCAAGGCCCCUGUCUUCAACAUCACCAACAAGCCUACUGCCCGUCUCGCCCCAACCAGCCCCACUCGGUCUCUUCCCGCCUCUCCUCGCACCCGCACCAUCCUCCAGCCCAAGUCUCCCAUCAGCAAGAUCAACACCUCCAUCUCGAGGUCUUCUUCCCUCUCCGCCCCCGCCGGUCGCUCGCCUACCCGCAGCAGGCGCUCCGGAAUCCUUUCUAACACCCGUCGCCGAACCACUGCCGGCUCCUACUCCCGAAUUGACCCCCCUCACUUCAACCUCGGCGCCGCUGCCCCCUUCAGUCUCGAUGCUGCUCUCAAGGGUACCAUCCCUAGCUAUGCCGCCCGCACCUCCGCCUCGUCUCUCUCCGCUCGCGCUUCCGUUGAGACUCCUGCUGAACCAUCGUCUUCGUCGGGCAGCUUUGAUCUCGGUCGCGCCGAGAUGAAGGCGUCGUGGUUCUUCGACAUCCACGAAGACACCCCCGAGCAGGAGAUGACCAACCUCCUCCAGCAUGGGACCUGCACCCUCGACAUUAGCUCUGACGAGGAGUCCGAGCAGCGUGCCACCCGUGAGCGUGCCGAGGGACGCGACAAGGAGAACAUUCCCCCUGCCGAUGACAUCAGCCAGACCUCCCGCCGUGCCGCCGCCCGUCGCGGUGCUACUGAGGAUGACAUGCAGAUCGAGAAGGAGCGGCUCGCCCUCGCUGACCUCGAUGCUUCAGAGUAUUACGCUACCGGCUGUGACGCUGCCUCUGUCAUAAUCGUUCCUGGUGAUGAGGAUGACAAUGAUGUUGUGGAGAAGAACGUUGUCACUGCCGAAGCCGCCUCCGUAGUCGCGCCCCAGCCCAUCGAGGAGGAGCUCGCUGCCCCCGAGCACCAACCCGAGUCUCUACCCGUCAACGUGGACUUUGGCCCUGAGCUCAACCUCGAGACCACCGAGCCGUUGCCCACCGAGGAUGUAGACACCCUCAUGGCCAAGUCCCAGGAUGAGCCCUGCGCCAAGGCCGCCGUGCUCGAGCCCAUCGAUGGCACUGGUGAGAGCUUCGAGCUCUGGGAAAGCGCUAGCGCCAAGGAUGAUGCCGAGGCCACGCCCGCCGUUGUGGAGGCGUAG
Messenger RNA from Scedosporium apiospermum, 1320 nucleotides. RefSeq lists its product as uncharacterized. NCBI's taxonomy places the organism in Eukaryota, Fungi, Ascomycota, Sordariomycetes, Microascales, Microascaceae. The transcript has 2 exons. The record is from RefSeq and is a predicted model, not a curated record. Bases 1 to 1320 code for a protein of 439 amino acids.